AUGACAGAUCAAAUAGUAAAGGCAUUCAGUCACAGAAAUUCUGAUGAUGAAGCAGUUAAAGCAGUAAAUUGUUUAGUCACUACUCUAAAGACGCAUGAUGUUUUAGGUAUGAUGGAUGAAUUUGAUAAUACACUGCAGCAUUUACCCAAUUUUGUUCUUUGGAGGUCAUACAUGAAGAUGGUUGAAACAUUGCUAGACUUUAUCCGGGCUAAUCGGGAGGGUAACUGGGCCCUUCACUUAGAUUCAUUUUCAGCAAUGCUUCCAUGGAUGACAAUCUAUGACCAUACAAAUUAUGCUAGGUGGGGUGCUGUUUACUUGUGUGAAAUGAAAAACUUACAAAACACACAUACACUAGUUUAUGAGGAGUUUCUGAAUGGAAACUUUGUAGUUAAGAGGAGUCAACUAAAAUUUAAUCAGAUACCUCUCGACCAAGCUACUGAAUGGCAGAACAAAAUCUGCAAAAUAUCAAAUGGCAUUAUAGGAAUAACUAGGAAUGAUACUGCUAGGGACAAGUUCUGCAUAACAUGGGCAGAACGUUCAUAUAUUUCUCACUCUACUAGAGUGUUAUUUGGUGUAGAUGAUGAUGCAAAUGAUACAAUUUCUACCAGGAAGGACGCACAGCCAGGCAGAGUGAGUGUUGAUGAAAAUGCAGUCAGUGACUUGAAAGAACUCUUUUUAAGAUUUAAUGUAUUUAAGAUAAAUACAUUUGAUCCUCUUGAUGGCUACGUUGCCCUUGAAGAAAUUGCUGAAAAUGUAGAAAAUGAGGGGGAAAGGAUGGAUGUAGAUAUGCAUCAGUUAACUUCUCUGGCAACCAAUGAUGUUGCAACUGGUGAUAUACAACAUGAUAUGUUGACAGCACAGCAACGAGGGCAACAGAUGGUACUAGAGAACAUAGGUAAAUGGCUGUUAAGGAAGGAUAUGCCUUUUUUUGAUCCAACAAAAAAAACAAAUCAAAAACAUUUGCCACAUUGUAUGCUUCCUCUAUUAGCAUACAGAAUGAGAAAAAAGUUAUUAAGGCUGAUAGGAAAUUAUUACAACGUCUUCUAACAGUAUCCCUAGCAGGUCGUAACAUUGAUAUGCAUGAUAUUCUUAAACAUGAGCUUUCUAAUGUUCCUCUUUCUCUAGCAAAGGUAAAUGGCACUCUUAACUCAACAACUAAGUCAGAUUUGGUUAACAUUUUGAUGGAUGGGGAAACAAUCCCUCACACAAUUCCUGCACCAACCAUGCAUCAAAACACUUGUGUUUUAAUAGAUGGUCAUGCUUUAGUUCAAGCUCUUGGAAAACCUCAAACCUGUAGGACCUUUGAUGACUAUGCCAGAGUCUUUUUUCGAGCUGUCACGGCACAUAUUGAUGAACAUGUUAGACGAGUAGAUGUUGUCUUUGACACCUACGUAAAACAAUCAAUUAAAUCAGCCACUCGAGCUAAAAGAGGCAUAAAAAAGAGACCAGUUCGUAAAAUUAUUAACCGUGGUGAUUUAAGUCUUCCUCAGGUGUGGGCAAAUUUUGUAGCAUUAAGUGAUAAUAAAGCAGAUCUUGCUAGGUUCCUUACUGAAUACAUUAUGAGCCAUGGGAUGGAAUUUAGUCACCAGUAUGAGUUGGUAACAAGUGGUGGGUAUGUGGAUUCAACUAAGGCAUGCUCAACACAAAGAGGUGAGGUUCCUAACUUAUUUAACAAUCAUGAGGAAGCAGAUACCCGACUUAUUCUGCAUGUACAUGACGCGAUUGCUAAUAAUUUUAACAGAAUCAUAGUGUUGUGUAGAGAUACCGAUGUUCUUUUGCUAUUAAUUCAUUUUUUUGGAAAAAAUGAAGAAAUUGAAACUUGGAUGGAUGGUUGGUGGCAAUGCAAAGCUAAAAAGUGCUUUCCCGUAAAUAGUAUUACAGAUAAGCUAUCUGAGGGAGUAAUUCAGAAUAUAUUAGGCUUUCACGCAUUCACUGGAUGUGAUACAACUUCUUCGUUUAGUGGUUACGGGAAAAAGAAAUGCUGGAAGGUUUUUGAAGAGCACCCUCACUUGCUCUAUGGCAUUGGAAGGGAUUGCUUUGUUCAGGAUGUAGAAGAAUUUGUUUGCAGGUUGUAUUGUGCACCAGAUCCGCUAGCUGGGGUAAACCAAUGCAGAGUAGAUCUUUUUCAGAGAGGUAACAAAGAGCUUGAGAAAUUGCCACCAACUAAAAAUUCUUUAGGCCUGCAUAUAACAAGAUGCAAUUUUCAGGCAAAUGUCUGGUUACAAGCCACUGUUAAGUUUCAGGAACUCCCUCUACCAGUUGUGACUGGAAAUUGGAAGGCAUCUGAUUCUUUAGACAAUCUGGAAAUUGUCUGGACAACUCUUCCAAGCAUACCAACAUGUUGUCUUUCCCUUAUCUCUUGUGGUUGCAAAACAAAAUGCAAAACUGGAGCAUGUAAAUGCUACAAAAGCCAACAGCAAUGUACACCGAUUUGUAUCUGUAAUGUGAAAGACUGUCACAAUCCAAUUGGGCUACCAGAAAGUUAA
Molecule: messenger RNA, 2486 nt
Organism: Paramuricea clavata
Lineage: Eukaryota; Metazoa; Cnidaria; Anthozoa; Malacalcyonacea; Plexauridae
Source: the annotation of a GenBank genome assembly